Ruditapes philippinarum (Manila clam) is the source of this 3026-nucleotide messenger RNA. RefSeq names its product protein flp-like. NCBI's taxonomy places the organism in Eukaryota, Metazoa, Mollusca, Bivalvia, Venerida, Veneridae. The transcript is spliced from 6 exons. The coding region runs from base 575 to 2338 and encodes 587 amino acids. The record is from RefSeq and is a predicted model, not a curated record.
UGAUAGCAGCAAUUUUAUAAGAAAGAAUCAACAAUAAAACGAUUCGUAAUUGAAAAAAUAAAAUUUCAAAAGAACGAUUGUAAUGAAUUAAUAAUUGCUGUAAAUGACUUUGAACUUGCAUGGAUAAUCAUCAAUACUUUGAUGUAAGAACUGUAUUAAAUCAUUGAUAGCAAUUCGGGGAUUUCAUUCGGAUUUGAACAGACUAGACUGUAGGUUUAAUAUGUCUCUGAGGAUAGCAGACUUACUCUAGAGAUUCGCUUCUGAUCCUAGUAGUUGAUUUAGAUAGGCUUUGCUUGAUACGAAUUAAAACAGAGUGUUUAUUUGAUCAUAAAUACGGAUAUUAGAUAGUUUGUGGUUUAUUUACGAUAGUUUCCCUUGUAGUAAUGAAAUAUAACAUGGUAGAUAAUGAUCGCAAACGUCAGUGCUUUGUGCUCUGUAUAAUGGAAUGUCAAUUCUGAUAGUAUUGACGACAAUUCGCUCUUGUAUCUUAUGAAGUAUUUAAUAAUAUUUAUAAAUCAACGUCGACAAAAUCUCAUUUCUAAAAAGGAAAUGUUAAAAAUAUGCUACAACGGCAAUGGAGAUGUUAUGUGUAAGAAAAUUAUGUAAAAUAUUACUACUUUUAAUUUUUGGAUUAAUGUGUGCUGUCUAUACUGAAGGAAAAAAAUUGGAUGAACAGUUAAAGGAGUUUGAUCAGUUUGUAAAGCAUACGUUGAAAUGCCGAAACAUUCCGAGCAUUGCGGUGUCCUUGGUUAAAAAUGACGAAGUGCUGUUUUCGCGCGGUUAUGGUUAUGCAGAUAUUGAAAAGGGGAAAAAAGCAACGGAGCAUACCCAUUUUUGUAUAGGAUCUCUUACGAAAGCUUUCACAAGCACCAUAAUGGCUGAUGUCUUAUCAAAAGAUAUUAAUUUAUCCUGGGACACUCGGAUAAGAAACAUUCUUGGACCAUCAUUCAAACUCAGUGAUCAGAUUCGUACAGACAACGCUAACAUUCAAGACAUUCUUUCACACAGAGUAGGAACGCCAUCGAACUUUCACCCUCUACUAGUUGGCUUCCCUGGCAACCUGUCAAGAUCAGAAUUAGUCAAGAAACUACAGUACAUGCCUGCACAGAGUGAGUUUCGUACAAAGUUUCAUUACAGUAACUACAUGUACAUGCUGGCCGGUCACGUGGCUGAAGUUAUUUCAGGAAAAUCAUGGGAGAGUCUAGUAACUGAACGUUUAUUGAAUCGAUUGACCAUGCAUAGUACUGGUUUUGUUGACGCCGGUGUAGGAUUGGAUUCAAUAGCAAUACCGUAUGUGUCCAGAAACAGAAAAUUGGUCGCCAUCGACAAGGAGCUCCUUCUUACUGUUUCACCGUCGGGACCUGCCGGUUCUAUAUACUCCUCGGCAAGUGAUAUGGCGAAAUGGAUGAUGUUUCAUUUAAAAGGAGGAAAAGAUCAUCACGGAAAACAGGUGGUAAAUGAACGUUGGCUACAAGAUACCUAUCAAUCAAAGAUGACACAUCCAUUCCAAGAGAAAGAUCUAACAAUACCAAAGUAUCCCAUAAGUGACGUCACUAUUUCAUAUAAUAUGGGAUGGAUGACUUCUUUUUAUCGGGGUUACCGUAAGCUAUGGCAUUCCGGUGGAAUAGUUUCCUUCAUCAGUCAAUUGUGGUUGUUUCCUGACGUGAACGCUGGUUUAUUUGUAACUGCUAGCGGUCCUUUACCUCCUCAUAGUUCUGCAGCAGUCAAGAGUAUUGCUUCGAGAGCAUCUGAUAUUCUAUUGGGACUAGAGCCAUGGUUGAACCAAUCAACGGCAUGCACAUAUCCAGCACCUUGGGAUGAACCAAUACCAGAAAAUCUUGCUAAACCGGAAGUGAUUUAUUCGUGGAAUAUAUCCCGAGAUUAUUCGGACUUCGUCGGAGUUUAUGGAAACAUGGGAUUUGGCUCUAUUACAGUGUAUGUUGAAAACAAGAAUAGUGUAGGAAAUAAUAGUUCACUAAUGCUUAGUUAUGGCCGAUUUGGUAAAAUGAAAAUAAUGCCAAUUUCUGAUGAUGAAUUCCAAGGUUAUUAUGUUGACAAGCUGUGGUUUGUUACAAAUUGUGAUGGAAAUAUCAAUCCUUUUUCAUUUAAAUUUCUAAGCAAUAGUGACAAAGUUGUGAUUGGAUUGUUAUUCCCAAUAGAUUCCCAAUUUAAUAAAACAUUAUUUUUAAAAGGGUCAAUGUAUGAAUCGACUGAUAGGCCUUACAUUCUAAAUACCUCGACAACCUGUUACUCAGGACAUGUUUCCGCAUCAAACUUGGUUUUCUUGGAAGGUAUUGUGCUCAUGGUUUGUUUGUUUCUGAAUUUGUUACUAACAUGAUGAUGAAGUUGAACUCUAGAUACCAUUAUACAGAGCUGAAUAUAAGGACAAGUUGUCAAUCUACUAAAUGAUAAAAGAAGACGAGCAAGAAAUGAAAGUGUUAUCAGUUAAGUUUCAGGUGAUGGUUGUGAAUAUUUGUUUACACAAAACAAAUUUUACAAAAGCGCAUGGAUAAGUUCGGGCAGUUUAAAAGCCGCAAAAGAAGCCCUCUCGAUCGCCGAUUUGAACAUAUAGAAGAAAUGCUUCGGGAUGACAGAGAAUUUUUUAUUAUUAUUAUUAUUAUUAUUAUUAUUAUUAUUAUUUUCAAUCAAUUAUUUAUGAAGAAUUCAUGUUGUAAAUCGUCAUUAGUUAAUAAUAUUGGUUCCCUGGUUGUUUGGUUAUGCAAAAGAGAACAAAUGCAGUCAUAAUAUAUUUGUUGUAUUUUAUGCUGAUUAUUUGCAUUGAUGCACUCAAACUAGUCUGUUUCUAGUUCGUUCAAAAGUUAAUUGCUCUUAAACUAUCUUUUGAAAGAAAAUUUGCAAAUCAUCAUACACUUUAUAACCCGAGAGAUCGUAUAAUUGUUUUAACAACACGCUUAUAUCAAUUGGCUUUGAUAAAGCCCCGCAGAACCCAUUUCGUACAAAAUCACAUGAGCCGCGUCACGACAAAACCAACAUAAUGGGUUUGCGACCAGCAUGGAUCCAGACCA